AUGGAGAACAAUACAGAAGUGACUGAGUUCAUCCUGCUAGGACUAACCAAUGUCCUAGAACUGCAGGUGCCCCUCUUUACCAUUUUCACUCUCAUUUAUCUCAUCAAUGUGGUUGGAAACCUGGGGAUGAUCCUGUUGAUUCUCUUGGACUCUCGUCUCCACACUCCCAUGUACUUUUUCCUUAGUAACUUGUCUCUGGUGGACAUUUGUUACUCUACAGCUGUCACUCCCAAGGUGAUGGCUGGGCUCCUUUUAGGAGACAAGGUCAUCUCCUACAAUGAGUGUGCUGCUCAGAUGUUCUUCUUUGCAGUCUUUGCCACUGUGGAAAGUUACCUCUUGGCCUCAAUGGCCUAUGAUCGCUAUGCAGCAAUAUGUAAACCCCUACAUUACACCACCACCAUGACGACAAGUGUGUUUACACAGUUGGCUCUAGGCUCCUAUAUCUGUGGUUUCCUGAAUGCCUGCUUCUAUGUUGGAGACAUAUUCAGUCUUUCUUUCUGCAAGUCCAAUAUGGUCCAUCACUUUUUCUGUGAUGUUCCAGCUGUCAUGGCCCUCUCUUGCUCUGACAGACGUAUUAGUGAGGUGAUCUUUGUUGUUCUAGCAAGCUUCAACAUCUUUUUUGCUCUCCUUGUAAUCUUGAUUUCCUACCUGUUUGUAUUUGUCACCAUCCUAAAAAUGCCCUCAGUUGAGGGAUACUGGAAGGCUUUAUCCACCUGUGCUUCUCACCUCACUGCAGUCUCCAUUUUCUAUGGGACAGUCAUCUUUAUGUACUCCCAGCCCGGCUCCAGUCAUUCCAUGGACACAGACAAAAUCGCAUCUGUGUUCUAUACAAUGGUUAUCCCCAUGCUGAACCCUGUGGUCUACAGCCUGAGGAACAAAGAUGUCAAGAGUGCUUUAAAGAAGGUUGUUGAGAAGGCGAAAUUGUCUCUAGGACUCACCUCUUAA
Ceratotherium simum simum (southern white rhinoceros) is the source of this 945-nucleotide messenger RNA. RefSeq names its product olfactory receptor 5B2-like. NCBI's taxonomy places the organism in Eukaryota, Metazoa, Chordata, Mammalia, Perissodactyla, Rhinocerotidae. Gene Ontology annotation, biological process: G protein-coupled receptor signaling pathway. Gene Ontology annotation, cellular component: membrane. Gene Ontology annotation, molecular function: G protein-coupled receptor activity; olfactory receptor activity. The record is from RefSeq and is a predicted model, not a curated record.